Messenger RNA from Leptidea sinapis, 1610 nucleotides. RefSeq lists its product as uncharacterized. Gene Ontology annotation, cellular component: transcription regulator complex; nucleus. The record is from RefSeq and is a predicted model, not a curated record. The transcript is spliced from 2 exons. Gene Ontology annotation, biological process: regulation of transcription by RNA polymerase II. Lineage: Eukaryota; Metazoa; Arthropoda; Insecta; Lepidoptera; Pieridae. The coding region runs from base 1 to 768 and encodes 255 amino acids.
AUGAAAGACAAUGCAUGGGAGGAAAUUAGCAAAUGUCUCGGAAUAAGUGACUGCCGUACCAAAACGAACUAUAAAAUAAAAAAGAGUUAUGUUAUUAAUUUUUCAUUUCUGUUCUUUCCAGUGACGCAGUGCCAGGAUCGUUGGAAGAAACUGCGAGAUAACUUCAGAAAAGCCUAUUAUAACCGAAAAGGCAAGAGUGGCGAUGGUGCAACUACGUCCAAAUUGAUAAAAUUUGAAAAAGAACUUUCUUUUAUAAUACCAUUUUUUCGCAAUCGAAACCAAAUAUCUAAUGUAACAUUAUCAUCGGAUGAUUCAGAGCCUGGCACACCAAUACCACCACCAUCGACAUCAUCUAAACGUUCUGACCAUUCUGAAGUUGAAUCGCUUGCAAGUACUUCUGGCUCGAAAAAGAGACCACGCUUAAGCAAAGAUGUUGCUACGGUUUUCGAAGAGUAUCUUGAAGAAAAAAGAAAUACUACACCCCGUGACAAGGCAUUACGUAAUUUUUUUUUGUCUAUGUCAGAUACAGUGGAAACAUUCCCAAAAGAAGUCCAAGCACGAAUUAAAAGGCGCGUGUUUAACAUUGUUAAUGAAGCUGAAUUAAGUCUGUAUGAAAAUAGUACAGAUUUGAAUUAUUCUUUGUCUAUAAAUUCACCGCCAUCGACUAAUCAAUCUACUUACCUAGUGUCAAACGAAACCUAUAUUCCUCAAAACUAUCCAGAUCAGACUACUUACGGGUACAAUACCAGCACACAAAAUACAAAAUAAUAAACAAUCAAAAACAAUAAUAAUUAUAAUAAUAAUAAUUAAACACACACAAAUCUGUACUAUUUAAUUACAUUUCAUUAACGUAAAUAAUGCUUAAUAAAUGGAGGGCUGUGAUUUUGUGAUCUAUUUAGAUGUUUGUGUUAUUUAACAUGAUUAGUAUAAGUAAUUUACAUUUCAUUAACGUAAACAAUGCUUAAUAAAUGGAGGGCUGUGAUUUUGUGAUCUAAAUAACAUGAUUAGUAUAAAUAAUUGUUUUUUAUUUACCUUAAAGUUACCGUUAACCUUUCUUCGGCUGUAAUGGUGCAACGAUAAUUUGUAGUCUUUUUUGUUAUAUGUACUCUUAACAAAUCUGUCAAUUUCAAAAAUUGCCAAUAUUCCAUACGAUAAUACUCAUAAAAUUUUAGGCUAUCUCUCUUCAAUUCCUCGAAAAUGGUGUGAAACUCCCCAUGGAUUAGUCUGUUUUUCCAAAUAUGUUUUACCCAUAUUUGUUUCCGCUUGCGCUUACGUUUCCUAUGUUCUAUUUCAAGUAAUCUUGCUAACAAAUAUAUUUCUUCGUCGGAGCUAUCUAAAUCCAUGUUUCGAAAAGCACACGUUAACACACCGAAAACAAAACUUAGACUGCGCGGAAUACUGGCACUGCCUUUGUAGUGUAUCCACCCGACUCCGAGCGCAUCCGACCGGCUCCGAGCACAUCCAACCGCACCCGCUUUCAGAUCUCUUCCAGCCGGUCGAUGUGAAAUAGUUGGCGGCUCCGCUCCGGCCAAUUCCAAGCGUAUACGACCCGGUCUGUGUGAAAAGAAAAAAGCAGGCCGAUGCUCUCCGAGCCGGUCUGUGUGAACGGA